AUGUCGCGCCUGAUCCGCAGCAGAGUGACCCUGGAGCGGUGGAGGCGGCUGUGGACCAAGUCCGGCCUCAGGGUUCUCCUGCCUCCCUCUGCAGCUGUCAUGGACCGGAAAGUGAAGUACUCCCGUCCUGCAGGCCUGGGGUCAACGUCGUUUGUCACAAACUUGUUCAGUGGGCACCUGGUCCCUGAAAACCUCUUUCCUUUCCCCUCAGCGCUCUCUGCGGAAGAAGCCCAGUCUCUGCAGGCCAUGCUGGAGCCCUGCGCCCGCUUCUUCCAGGAGGUGAACGAUGCGGCUGCCAACGAGCGGCUGGGCAGCAUCGAGGAGAAGACCUUGGCGGGCCUGAAGGAGAUGGGCUGCUUUGGCCUCCAAGUCCCCCAAGAGCUGGGCGGUGUGGGGCUCACCAACACCCAGUACGCCCGCAUGGUGGAGGUGGUCGGGAGGCAUGACCUGGGGGUGGGCAUCUGCCUUGGUGCCCACCAGUCGAUUGGCUUCAAGGGCAUCUUACUCUUUGGAACCAAGAGCCAGAAGGAGAAAUACCUGCCCCGGCUGGCAUCUGGGGAGAUCUUUGCUGCCUUCUGCCUGACGGAGCCCUCCAGCGGCUCAGACGCCGCCUCCAUCCAGACCACAGCCGAGCUCAGUCCCUGUGAGACGUUCUACACCCUGAACGGUGGGAAGAUCUGGAUCAGUAACGGAGGCACAGCUGAGAUCUUCACGGUGUUUGCCAAGACGCCCAUAAAAAACAUCACCACCGGAGAGGUGACCCACAAGAUCUCGGCCUUUAUUGUGGAGCGGGCCUUUGGGGGAGUGACCAGCGGCCCCCCUGAGAAGAAGAUGGGCAUCAGGUGCUCAAACACAGCGGAAGUGCAUUUUGACAGUGUGAAGGUGCCAGCCGAGAACCUGCUGGGGGCACCAGGCAAAGGGUUCAAGGUGGCCAUGGCCAUCCUCAACAACGGGCGCUUCGGCAUGGCCUCGGCCCUGGCAGGCACCAUGAAGGGCAUCAUCCUCAAGGCAGUGGACCACGCUGCCAACCGGAAGCAAUUUGGAAGCCCCAUCAGCAGCUACGGGGCGAUUCAGGAGAAAGUGGCACGGAUGGCCAUGCUGCUCUACGUGACAGAGGCCAUGGCGUAUGUGCUGAGUGCCAACAUGGACGCGGGCGUGCCAGACUACAAGCUGGAGGCUGCCAUCAGCAAGAUCUUUGCCUCGGAGGCUGCCUGGGCCGUGACGGACGAGGGGCUCCAGAUCCUGGGCGGGAUGGGCUACAUGCAGGAGGCGGGCGUGGAGCGGGUCCUGCGAGACCUGAGGAUCUUCCGCAUCUUCGAGGGCACCAACGACAUCCUCCGCCUCUUCGUGGCGCUCUCGGGCCUGGAGUACGCUGGGGAGGAGUUGCGGAGCCUGAAGAAGAAGAUCUUCAGCCCACAGGGGAAGAUGGAGGCCCUCUGCCAGGAGCUGGGGAGGAGAGCCAAACGGAAAGUGGGGAUCCCCACCGGCCUCUCACUGCAGGGCUUUGUGCACCCCGACCUCAAUGACUGCGCUGCCCUGGUCACCAGGGCCAUCGACCUGUUUGGGGAAGCCGUGGAGAGCCUCCUGCUGAAAUACGGCCCGGCGGUGGCAGAGCAGCAGUUCCUCCUGAAGCGGGUGGCAGAUGCGGCCAUCGACUCCUAUGCCAUGGCUGUGGCCUUGUCCAGGGCUCCGAACGCUGUCUCUCUCGGGCAACCCUCCGCUGAACACGAGAAGCUGCUCUGUCGGACCUGGUGUUACGAGGCCUUCCAGAGAGUGCGGGAAUCUUUGCAGCAAGCAACGGCCCCCAGGUGGAAGAAGUCCUUUGCCGACAUGAAGCUGAUUUCUGACGCCCUGGUGCAAAACCAGGGCCCAGUGGCCGCCCACCCCCUGGGCUUCUGA
Molecule: messenger RNA, 1899 nt
Organism: Heteronotia binoei (common prickly gecko)
Lineage: Eukaryota; Metazoa; Chordata; Lepidosauria; Squamata; Gekkonidae
Product: very long-chain specific acyl-CoA dehydrogenase, mitochondrial-like
Exons: 20
Coding region: 1-1899 (632 amino acids)
Molecular function (GO): very-long-chain fatty acyl-CoA dehydrogenase activity; fatty-acyl-CoA binding; flavin adenine dinucleotide binding
Source: RefSeq, a predicted model, not a curated record